AUGAAAGGUUUUCUGCACAGUCAAGAUGGCUCUUAUGCCUUCCCUCUUGGUCCUAAAGUGACAACAAUUGGACGAGAAAAUUGUGACAUUAGUAUUAAUAGUCCUCAAGUUGAUAAUCAACAUGCAUUAAUAGAAUAUGAUGAUGAACAACGUUGUUUUAUUUUGAAAGAUCUUAAUUCAUCAACAGGUACUUAUGUACAUGAUUGUCGUGUUCAAAAUGCAGCUGUUCGAUUGAGUCAUGGAGAUUUCAUACGAUUUGGUUUUAAUGGUUUGCCACUUGAAUUUCGAAUUGAGCAACAACAACAACAGCAAUUAGAAACAACAAUGCCAUCAAUAUAUCAAAGACAAUCAUCAUCAAAUUCUCUUCAACUCAUAACACAAACCAUUCCAUCACGAAGAGUAACAAGUGGAAUAACAAAUCAUCAACAACAAAUUGAUGUUCGACAAAAUCCUGGAUUUUCACUUAGAGGUCGACCAUCAAGUGCAGGAACUAAAAGGACGUCAGCUAUUAUAACAAAUACAUCUAGUCAUGGUUCAAAUGGCAUACGUGAUUCUGUUGUUCGUGCUAAUGCUUGGACAAUUAACAAUACUUCGAAUCCUGGUCGAGGUGUUAUAAAUGGAAAUUUUAGUGGUGAAUUAGAAGUGCCUUGUCAAGAUAACAGUGAAAUAACAAAUCGUGUUGAUCAACUUGAAAAAGAAGUUAAAGGACGUGAUGCAGAAAUUCGUGAAUUAAAUGAUCGACUUCGUAGUUUAGAACCAAUGAGUUCAACAUUUACAAAUGAAGUUCAUACAUUAAGAAGUGAAUUAGAAAAAGUUAAACGAGACAAACAAGCAGCUUCAGGACUUAUUUCAAGUCUUCAACGUGAUCUACAUUCAAAAGAGUCAGAUUUGGCUAAAUUAACACGAGAAAUCGAAGGAUUAAAGACUGAUGGUCGCGAUAAAGAUCUUCGAUUACAAUCACUGCAAGCUAAACUCAAUCUACUUCGUGAUCGUGGUCGUGCUGAAGAAGAUCGAUUCACAAAAGAAAAAGAACUUGUAAAUCUUCGUAAUAAAAUCAAAUUAGCUGAACAACAAAUUAAUGAAUUAAAUGAAAGUGUUAAUCGACUUAAAUCUCAAUUACAAGAUACAGAAAAACAAUUAUUAAGAUUAAAUCAAAAUGAACAAAAAUUAAAACAAGAAUGUGAACACGCACGUGAACAACUCGCAGAAGUUCAACGAAAUGAAACUACACUUAGAGCCGAUCUUGCGAAUGCACAAGAAAAACAUAAUGAAUUUUGUAUAAAUAUAUGGAAAUGUUUUUCAAAUGAUAAUGAUGAUGAAUAUGACGAGGAUCAACAUAAUAUUAUUGAACAAAUUCAACAAAUUCAACAACAAUUAGAUCAAGCUCGAAGUGAAAUUGAACGUCAACGUGAUAUUAAUUCAUCUUCAAAUGAACAAUUUAGAGUUUCACUUGGCAAAUUUAUUGAUAUACUUACAAGUGCAAUGCAAGAACAAACAACAGCAAAUAAUCUUUUACAUGCUCGACAACAAAUGAUUGAACUUGAGGAAUCGGCUGAUAAUGAUAGUAUUGUUGGAAUGUUCAAACGAGCAGCAAUUAAUGCUGUUGAUAGUCAUGCAAAACUUCUAUCUGGAAUUAAUAAUUUAGUUAUUAAACGUGAUGAUCAACAAGAGGAUUUAUCUAUUAAUGAAAUUUUGGCUAUAAUUCAUCGUCAAUAUGAAGAAUUACGACGUGAAAAGGACAAUUUAUCAUCUGAACAUACAUUUCGUGAACAAACAUUCCGUUCUGAAUUAGAACAAAUUACAGCAGAAAAAGAUGCUUUUUGGCAACAACGUUUUAAUGAUGAAUGUGAUCGUCUUCGUCAAGAAAAUGCUCAAUUACAAAAUGCAUAUGAUGAGCAAACACGUUCAUUCACCGAUCGUUUAGAAAUAGCAACAGCACAAAAUAGUGAAUAUCUUCAGCGAUGGAAUAUUCUUCAAACAGAAUCAUCUCAAAAAAUUGAUGAACUAACAACAAAACUACAAGAAUAUCAAUAUGAAUUAACUGGACAUAAAGAACAACAAAAUAAAUUAACAGACACAAGUGAACAACAGAGAGAAGAGUUAAUUCGAAUUGAAAAAGAAAAAAAUGCAACUAUUCAAGAUUUAAACGGACAAAUUGAAGUUUACAAAGAUCAAGUUCGACAAUUUUCAAAAACAAUUGUACAAUUAGAAAAAAAUUUAGCUGAAGAACAAGAAAAACGUACGAAAGUUCAAACUGAAUUAGAUAAUGUUGACAAACAUAGAAAAGUUAAUAGACUACCGACACCUCCAGCUCCUGUUGAAACAGUAGUGCCUGUAGUGUCUGUUCUAACUGCACCGAUUGCUGAUCUCAGUCAAGAAUUAUUUGCACAUAAAGCACGUAUCCAAGAACAAGAACAAAUAAUUAUUUCAUUACGACGUGAUUUAGCUGGUAUGACAGCACGUUUAUCAGAUGUUCAAGGUGAACUGAGUGAAAAACAAAAACGAGCUUUAGAAAAAAGUGAAUUUACAAUACGUGAACAAACCAAAGAAUUAAAUGAUACAAGAUUAAAAUUAUCAAAAUUAAGUGAUAUUGUUGAUAAACAAUCUACACAAAUUGAAUCAUUACAAUCAGAUCUAUCAAAAUCUAAAGUAUUAGCAAAUCAAUAUCAAUUAUUAGUUGAUCAACGUCAAGCUGAUAUUGAUCGUUUGACAAAAUCUCUUGAAGAAAAAAAUUUACUCGUCGAACGAGUUGAAAAAACAAAUCAAAAUGAAGGUCGUAUAACUCAUGAACUUGUUGCUAUUGGUGCACAGUGUAAAGGUGAACGACAUGAACAAACAAUUGGACGACAACGUGAAGCAUUAAAUGAAUUACGUGCAAGAAUUAAAUCAUUAGAACAAUCACGACCAGCUAAUCCAUCGUAUGAAAAAGUUUUACAACAAGUUGUCUUACUUAAACGUGAAUUAGCUGAGUUACGUGCACGACAAGCUUUACCAACAGAUAUACCUUAUUUAACAACAACACCAGGUUCGAAUUCUUUUAAUCAAACAUCAACAACUUCAUUCCGUCAAUCACCAUCAGGAGCCAAUACAUCAGAUAUAACACCUGAAGCACAAAAAAUUAUUGAAGAACGUACUGCUCAUGCNAAGGAAAACAUUAACCAUUAA
Rotaria sp. Silwood2 is the source of this 3165-nucleotide messenger RNA. NCBI's taxonomy places the organism in Eukaryota, Metazoa, Rotifera, Eurotatoria, Philodinida, Philodinidae. The record is from the annotation of a GenBank genome assembly.